Molecule: messenger RNA, 6379 nt
Organism: Melanotaenia boesemani (Boeseman's rainbowfish)
Lineage: Eukaryota; Metazoa; Chordata; Actinopteri; Atheriniformes; Melanotaeniidae
Gene: atxn1a
Product: ataxin 1a
Exons: 5
Coding region: 999-3434 (811 amino acids)
Biological process (GO): nervous system development; negative regulation of transcription by RNA polymerase II
Cellular component (GO): nucleus
Molecular function (GO): RNA binding; protein binding
Source: RefSeq, a predicted model, not a curated record
UGCAUGAGUAGCUCGCAAACUGCUCCAUUUUUUAACCUCUCCCUCUGUCUCUCUGUGAAGGUGGGGGCAGAGAGGUAUUAGCUGCGCGCUGCAGACAUCAUUAGGAGGGGAGACGCUUUCCACCGUCAGCGCCGGAGCAGAGCAGGGGAGCCCUGGCAACAAGGAGAGACACAAACUCAGCAGCCCGUUACACCCAACAGGAAUGGUGACUGCUCCUGCAGACAGACACACAGGCAUCUGAAACGCUUCCCUUCCCUUGCCGGAGAGGUCCAGGUUUCACAUCAGGAACUGCAGCUUCAGUUUAUUGUCAGCUCUCAGCUGAGCAGCAGGCUCCACCUACUCCACCGAAACAGCUCUGCCUCCUUUGCUCAGGGAGUGCUGAGUUCCUCAAUCCACAUACUGUAUUCUGAGAUUGCCUGGAACCCUCUCCAUGGGCUGUACCACCUGCUGACAAACCAGGGGGGUGUGGAGCAACGGUGGUGAAUGAGGCUUGUGCUGCGUGUGGGCAGGCUUUCCUUCAGAGGGAAAUGAUUCCGCAUGAAGUGCAACGCACUCGACCCCCCAUCGUCCUCUGCGGCAACAGCAGGUGUGACGUUGUGACGCUCUCCCCUACCACACUGGGCUCACCCCUCAGCCGCUAAAGAUUCCUGGACGGAUCAAACUGCCCCCGUUCCUCCCCUCUAACCACCCCUCCAUACUUUCAUCUUCAUCUUUAAUCCUUCCUCACCUGCCUAUUAGGGCCUAGAUUUUCUAUUUUAUCAAAGAAAUAACCUGAUAAUCAGCUGCCCUGGGUUAACUGGAUUGAGACGGGAGAAGAGACAAGAUUUAGAAAGUUAAUUAAUGUGAAACAAAGGACAGAGUGUCAAAAGUGACAAAGGGAGAAAGCAAAGUGAAAAAGAAAGUCAGAGUGAGAGCAGACAAAAGAUAGGAAAAGCAAAAGCCAAAAAGUUGAAGAAAGAUAACGCAAGUACAUUUGAGAGACGUGAAGUAAAGUCAGCAUGAAGUCCAACCAGGAACGCAGUAAUGAAUGUCUGCCCCCAAAGAAGAGGGAGAUCCCAUCAAGCACGUUACCAUCUGAAAAUCGCUCACCCACGCUGCCACCUCCCAAUGAUGGCCAGCGCACAGAGAACUUGACCUGGCUUGUGGCGGGAGGAAAUGAGAGCAGUAUGGGUGCACACCGUAGCACCAGUCAGUCUGACGGGCCCCAUUAUAAAUCCCCCUGCUCUUUAUCAGACUCUUCCUCCUCUUCUUCCUCACUGAGGCUAGUUUCAUCUCUACCUACAGUAUACACAUCCCCCCUAUCACAGUCCACAGUUGGAGGAACUGUCCACUACACCCAGCUGCCUCCCAGUCUGCAGUUUAUAGCGUCUCCCUUCACUACUCCAUAUACAGGCUACAUCUCGCCUCAACUGCUCCCCCCUCCUCCUCCACCUCCCCCCCAAUCCUCCUCCUCCUCCUCCUCUUCAGCUGCACAGAGAUCAUCAUACACAGAGACAGCUUCUGCUCCUACCCAGGUCUCCAAACAGGACCAGCAGCGAAUGUCCACAGUACGUACCUCCAUGCCUCCCCCUUCUACAGAACCUGUCCCUCACCACGUUCAAAUGUCAGCAUCUCCACGGACUGUGCCAUCUCCUCAUCACCUAGGAAGCACUCACCUUCCGUCCCAUCACAUGCACCCCCCCCACAGUUUGGGACAUGGCAUAUCCCAAGUUGUGAUGAAGUAUACUGAUGGAUCCUCCAGGAAAGAGGAAGGUGGCACCAGACCCAGAGAGCUCCACAAUGGGGAACUGGAAAGGGGUCGGCGCUUUGAAUCCAGCCUCUCCAAGUCAGGGAGCAAGUCACGGGAAUCCACAUCCUCUUUGUCUUCUUAUGAGGCCCGUCAGCUGGUUCUGCCAUCAGACUACUCCACUCAUGAUCCCUUAGGGCUGAGAACCUCUGUCAUGUUAGUACCCAACAGCCAUGGAGACCACCAAUUGGUACCACCCAGAGCCAGCCCUGAAAAGCUGACAGCUUCUGCCCCCACACACCUGGAGAAAGGAGGUAUCAUCAUGGGCAAGCCUGUCAAUCGCACACCCUCUUUGUCCAACACCACCUGCUCUUUCACAUUUCCACCUCCACUAAGUGUAGACAGUCUGAAAGCUGCUGUCAGCACUCUGUCACCCCAGACUGUUAUCCAGACCACCCACAACGCUACAGAGCCAGUGUCAAUGGGACUCCCUUCCACUAGUAUCUACCCACAGCCAUCUAUUAUAGGUUAUAUUGCAGGGAGCAGUGGGAGCAGCUACCACACCAGCCUACAGCAACACUUACUCAUUCCAGGCACCCAACCAGUCAUCAUCCCUGUUAGUGGAGGUGGAGUCCCUGCCUUGGAACCUGUAACCUCGCACAUUACAUCAUCUAACCAAGCUACACCUUUUCCUACUACACUCCCACAUACAUACAUUGCUGCCACUGCUCCCAAAGGAGAAACUUUGGAAACCCAAAGCAGCUCAUUUCAGGAGGCUGCUUCAGGUGCAGUGGUCCAAGCUCAGCUUCAUCUUCCCAUUGUUCCCCUUCCACCAGGGCUGGUUGUGCCUUCUACCCCUCCACCCCCCUCCAGUACAGUGGUGCCCUCCUCACUGCCCCCAUAUUUCAUCAAGGGUUCCAUCAUCCAGCUGGCUGACGGUGAGCUGAAACGUGUGGAGGACCUGAAGACGGAGGACUUUAUCCAGAGUGCAGAGAUCAGCAGUGAACUAAAGAUCGACUCAUCCACAGUGGAGCGCAUUGAAGGGAGCCACACAUCGCCCAACUUUGCUGUUGUUCAGUUCUCCAUUGGCGAACACCGUACCCAGGUGAGUGUGGAAGUUUUGUUGGAGUACCCCUUCUUUGUCUUUGGCCAGGGCUGGUCUUCAUGCUGUCCCGACAGAACCACCCAGCUUCUAGAGCUGCCUUGUUCCAAGCUUUCUGUUGGCGAUGUUUGUAUUUCCCUCACUCUCAAAAACCUGAGGAACGGAUCUCUGAACAAGACUCAACUUCUAGAGCCAGCCACCUAUACGUCUGUUCCAUCCCCAAACCAUGGGCACCUCAAACCCCCCAGAGCUGUCUUAGACGCUCCUCAGAGCUACAGUGGAGGAAACUCCAGGCACAGGGAGAGGGAGAAUGGGAUCAGUCAGCGAGGAAGCGGUGAAAGUGGGAAUGGGAGUGGAGGAGGCCCCAAUGUGGAAAAUGGGGAUGUCAUGUUUGGGGAAAGAGGAUCUGUUUCUAAAAGUCAGAUUGCCAGCAACACAGACGCAGGCUCCAGUAAACUAGGAGGAAGGAAAAGAAGGUGGUCUGCCCCUGAGGGUCGAAAAGUGGAAAAAUCAGAGGAGGAGCCACCUUUGACUCUGCCCAAACCUUCCUUCAUCCCUCACGAGGUGAAAGUCAGCAUUGAGGGAAGGUCAAAUAUUGGCAAAUAAAAGCUAGCGGGACUGUUAAUAACCCUCUGGGAUUUUAAAAAGUAUACACAACAAGAUUUUACAGACAAAGAAAAAAAUGCCCAUGUUAAUUUUUCAUUUGUCUUGGUUUUAUUUUCUGCUUUAUUUUAUUUUUAUUUUUUUUUAUCUUAAAUACUGUACUGUGGGGGUAAAUUUACCCUACAAGGUAUCACCUUACAUUAAGUCCAUGUAGUUUAUAACACAUUUUUUAUUAGUGGAUUUAAAAUUACACGAGCAAUCAGUGCCGUUUUGGUUAUUUUCAUGAGAUUACUUUCCGGUGAGGGAUUUGUAAAGUGUGCUUGAUGUUUAUUGGUGGCUUUGUGGCUCACUGGCACAACACCAGAUGGAUCAGUUUGGCCGCUUACACAUUAAGCGUUGUGUCAAGUCCUGUGCACUUUUAGCAAGGCUACCUGGACAAAAACAUUUUUCCACCACCUUUAACCAAAAUAGUGGCAUAAUGUCAGAUAAUCCUGAGCAUGAAGGAAUAAUGGGUAAAUCUUGGAGUGGGAUUUGAUAGAAUAUAACUAUAAACUUAUAGUGUCAGAUGUCAUCAGGUAACGCCAGUGUGCCACACAAUAGAGAGGGAACAACACUCUGCUCAGUUUGAUGGCAGUGGAGUCUUUACUUUCAUCUGUAGCAUUUUCAUCUUUUUUUUUUUCUUUUUUCUUGAACUCCUCUUCUCCUAGCUUACCAGGUGGUUGCUUUAAAUGAUUGUCACAAGCCUUAAUCAGGGUAAUUUUUGUCCUCGAUUGAGCCCAGGUGGUCAAUGUUAAUGUAUAAAUGUGAGAUAACCUAACCUAAUACAUGCAAGUGCAAAACACACUGGGUUGGUGAGCUUCACUUUAGGAAAAUGUUAAGAGGAAGGCUGUGUUCAAUCCUCAUAGCAUUUGAUGAAUUACUUUAUAUUUUUUAUCCAGAAAAGCUGCGUGAGAGGAACUGAAAGGAGCCUGCAUGUCAGAUCUGUGAGGGUCAGGAUGUUUAAAAGCACUUAACACACCUGUCACACUCACCAUACAGCCAACAGACUUUUGUUGUCUUUUUAUUCACACAGUACUGUAUGCUUUUAGAUCAUUUUUUUUUCUUUGACAGUGGAGGAACGUAGCAGCAGCACUUUGGAAAGGUGAAACUUCUGGAAAGAGAUGAGGGUGUUGUUUGGUAAUGUGAGAGCAGUUGUGCCAUGGAAUCACAAAGCAAGGGAUGGAUGUGACGGAUAUGAGAUCAUUUUCAGUUAGCAAAGGGUAAAGGAGAAAAAGACGUAGAGAAAAUAAGUUAGAAAUAAGCGCUACAUGCUGUUUGUAAGCUUUGCAAAAGUAUAGGGACAAGUAUUGGAAUGUGUGUUGACAGUUUAGGCUCUGGCUUAAAGAUGAAUACAGAAAAAAGCUUUGAAACAUCCCAUUGGUGUUCUGUACUGACCUGAGAGCUUAGAAAACUCAUGCCACAUAAUUGUGAAGGUCAUCUUAUAUUUGUAACGUAUGUGUGCGUGCGUGCGUGUGUAUGUGUGUGUGUGUAUGUGUCCAAAUACCCACACACAUCUUUAACGUAGGCACAAAACAGUACAGACCAUCUCUAAUCUAAUCCAAUCUCGGUGACCUAUGAUAUGCACUGUAUUCGUCAAUACACAUUUAAAUGACUGCAGAUAGAAACAUUUUGGUGCAUGUUGUCUUACUGUAAAGACACUAGUGGGCUGACAUUUGAUUGGUGCACACUUCUGACAGUCCAGUUGUACUUAAAAGUGCUCUGCAGUAUAUUUGUGUAUGGGUAUGAGUAUGUGUGUUUGUGUAGGAAAAAGAUAUAAUCAUUUGAUAUAUACAGACAAUAUUAAAUGUCCAGUGUUUCUACUUGGUGUCUUUACUUAAGAGAAUCUUGCAAUUUGCACAUCAGGAGGAGGGAAGUAGUCAGAGACACGAUUUUUGGCCCUGUCCUGAAACAAGCCCUAGAUCACGUAAACACACUGGAGGAGACCAGGGUUUUUUUUUUCUUUUUCUUUCCUCAGCAGGCACUUAACACAUUCAGAGCAAAUGUUUCUACAUCUGCUCACUUUAGGUCAAAUUACAUUAAGUUAUUCAAACCCAAGCAUGGCUAUAGAGCAGAAUUUUUAAAUGUGCCUGCCUACUGGAUUUAAUCAAAGAUGAACCGUUUCUAGUGUCGCUCAAGGAGUCUCCCUCCAUGCAGUUGAAGCCGUAGUUGUCCACGGUGGAAGGUGUAGUUUGAACAUGGCCUGUGCUCAGUCAGCUGGAAAACUGUAUUGCUAAGAUGUAGCAGUUACCUCAGCAGAUGUGCUUGCUUGGUGAGUCAACAGAUGAAUUUUAAUGCAGCAGAGUAAGAGGUUGAACUUGCUUAAAGGGUUUUAUGUAAAGUCUUGUUCAUUUUUUGAGCUGGUGUAAUGUAACGUGGGGACUGCCCAAUGAUUCAUUCUAAAUAUGAUAAACAAUUAACUGAAACAUUUCAAACAUUAAAAGAUAAGAAAAGAAAUGAGUGUUACAUCAGAAGUAAUGUCUUUUAUUUAAUAAAUAUUUCUCAUAUGCUGCAUCUUAUGAGCAUGUGAAAUCAGCAUGUACAGGUUGCUGACCCUGAAGUGUUCAUAAGGAGACGGUUGCCUCCUGCAGGCAUAUCUGUUGAGCAUGAUCUGUUUCUUCUCAGCCUCCACAUUUAGCUGUUUUAUGGCUUUCAUCACCUGCUUCUAAGACACGUAUCAUUCAUAUUUUCAUCCCACUGAUAAUAAAAACACAUCAAAUUGGAGGGAUACAAAAUACGUGAACGAUGUUUCAGGUGGUGGGAGUUUACCAGGGUGGUGACAUGAUGGAUAUGUACUCAAAUAGAGGAGAAAUGGGUGGAAAGAUGCAGAGGGGGAGGGAAUAAGAAGACCCCAAAUGAGAUUUGAAAAUGCUUUAUUUUUUAUAAUAAACAGGGUUGUCAGAUCAACGCCA